Cylindrotheca closterium is the source of this 888-nucleotide messenger RNA. The record is from the annotation of a GenBank genome assembly. Lineage: Eukaryota; Bacillariophyta; Bacillariophyceae; Bacillariales; Bacillariaceae.
AUGGUUGACAGGGGCAGCACAGCAUGGCAAUUGAUUCCAACCUGGAGCAAGGAUUCCAGGGAUUCGAAUGCGAUGCGGUUCUUGACAGCAUCCUUUGUUCCCGGCAAGUGGGAUGUUAUUUGUCACUCUGGGAAAGAAAGUCAACAACAUAUCGGAAACAGAAGGUUUAGUCUAUGCAUCCAGAAUCACCUGAAGUCAUAUGCGGGAUCAAAUUCACGGCCAGCAAGAUCCGCCAUUAUCACGAAUGUAGUUGCAUCCAUACGAGAUGUUUCCGAGGGGGGUUUUGUUAGAUUGGAUCUUGCCUCAGGCCGUUGGUACGAAGUGGGCGAUAAGAUGGCCAGAGACAAGGUUGGGCAAGCUCUUCGUGAUGCCAUGAACUCUGACACUCAAGAAAGAAGCAUGUCUCCUCCUCAAGAGCAGAGGAAACGCAAACGACCUUCAUGUGGAGGCUCCAACUCGCCAAACACGAAGCAAAACUCCACUCCGGAUACUCCGAAGCAGAUGGAGAAGACACACAUUGCGCUCGACAUCAAUCCAAGACACAAUGCGUGGCCCAAUUCAAAUGAAAUGCCAAUGCGUUUGAAUCCUCCUUUCACUACAGGAGAAUCAAGGGUCCAGACGGACAGUCUUCGAAUUGUAAGAGAGCCUACGGACUCUGGGUUUAGAGAUGGGAAAGUAAAUGAUGCAAAUAAUAAAUGUUUUGUGAGUGUCAUUGGUAAAUCCACGGAAGCAACAGCAACAGCAACAGUCAAAGCAAAGGGACAAGCUAAAGCUGACCAAUCUCCAGGAGAUGCCAGUGGUAACAGCGGGAGGUCCUCUACUUCUGACUCCCAUCAAUUGAGCCUGAUUGAAUGGUUUGAAAAGGAUGUACAGAACGCUCCAUUAUGA